AUGAGUCAUCCAUACUUUAAUAAUGAUGAUGCCGAGCAUCAGCACCAGCAUCAGCCACAGACAAUGUACAACCAACCAACAAUGUUCUCCCAAGAACAUCAACCACAACAACAACAGUACACAGCGACAUCACCUAUUCAACAACAACAGAGUUAUUAUGAUACAUCUGCAAACAUUGUGUUUAGACCAGAUAAGCAACAACAACAAGCUCAAUACUCUGUGUCAUCACCAACACUCUACAACUACUCCGCCAGCUCGAUGCAUGGACAUGAUCACGAUGAGCAUGACCAUGGUCACAGUCACGGACAACAUCAUCAAACAUCUUAUGCUGCGGUCUCCCCUAGCGCAUCCUCAACAACCUCGUUCUAUCAGUCACUAGGAAACAUCGGCUCGACUGCGUCUCUGUACGAGACACGACUCACCUGGAGACACAUGUAUGACAACCUGCUCAACGACUCUGAUGCCAAGAAGCUGGCGAUGUGGAUCGUCGUCAUGCUGGUGUUCACGCUGUACGAAAUCUUCUACGGAGCCUACCUCGAGAGUCUGGGACUGGUGUCGGACGGCUUCCACGCGCUCUUUGACUGCAUCGGCUUCAUGAUCAGUCUGGCAUCGAUCCUCGUCGGAAAGAAGGGAUCGAACCGCGAGUUUACCUAUGGCUACGACCGCUGGGAGAUCCUUGGCGUGUUCUCCAACGGCUGCUUCCUACUCUUUGUCUCCUUCUUCCUGUUCCUCGAGUCGACCGAGAGACUCUUGGAGCCACCCCACAUUCACAAUCAUGGUCGCGUCAUAUCACUGGCGUUUGUAAGUUUAUUAAUCAACAUCACUGGAAUUCUGUUCUUUAGGAAGCAUUCUGUUAUGAAUGAGAAAGGUCGUGCCAGACAUGAGAACUUCAUGACCAUCACCUCUCACAUCUUUGCCGAUAGCUGUACAAGUGUUGGAGUUAUAUUCUCUGCUCUGCUUGGUAGUACACUUGGAAUCGAGAUAUCAGACUCGUUGAUAUCAAUCAUCAUCGCUUGUAUCAUUGUAUACGAUGUGCUGCCUAUUUGCCUGAGAACGGGCAAGGUGUUGCUGCAGACUACACCUCAGCCAUUGGUGGCCCAGCUCAACUCGGCCUGCAGAGAGACAGAGUCGAUUGGCGGCGUGCUUGCAUUGAAGGACAAGCACUUCUGGACCCAAGCACAUGGCAGCUAUGUUGGAUCGAUUCACGUUGUCGUCAAGGACGAUUGUGAUGAGCAACAGAUACUAAAAAGCGUCAGGGACAACUUCAACUUCAUCCAGAACCUAACGGUCCAGGUGGAGAAGGAGCAUGACCAUGGUCACGGACACAAGCACGCACAUGAGCAUAAGCAACCAAAGAAGAAGCAGCAUGGCCACGACCAUCAUGGUCAUGGCCACGAUAAACAUGAUGAUCAUCAUGGACACAGCCACGGUGUUGGACACCAUGACGACGAUGAUUGUGACGACAAAGAACAUAACCAUCAACACGAUCAUCAAGAGCAUGGCCAUGGACACGACGAACAUGAUGAGCACGACGACCACCAUGGACACAGCCACGACCGUCACGACGACCACCAUGGACACGGCCAUGACCACCACGGACACAGUCAUCAUUAA
Messenger RNA from Acytostelium subglobosum LB1, 1614 nucleotides. RefSeq lists its product as hypothetical. Bases 1 to 1614 code for a protein of 537 amino acids. Gene Ontology annotation, molecular function: zinc ion transmembrane transporter activity. The transcript has 4 exons. The record is from RefSeq and is a predicted model, not a curated record. Gene Ontology annotation, biological process: intracellular zinc ion homeostasis; transmembrane transport; zinc ion transport. Lineage: Eukaryota; Evosea; Eumycetozoa; Acytosteliales; Acytosteliaceae. Gene Ontology annotation, cellular component: membrane; Golgi apparatus.